AUGAAACGUGAUCGAUCAUUACGUCGAAUUGAUGAUGAAAAAAAAUUAAUUAAAAAUCAACAAAUUGAAAUUGAUUUAUUUAAUCAAGAAAUUCAACAAAUGCAAGAUGAAAAUAAAAAAUUAGAAAAUAUUAUUCUUCAAUAUCAACCUAAUUUAAAUCUUCUAACACAAAUUGUAGAUCAAACUGAUCAAUUCCAAUCAACUGAUGAAAUGAUUGAAAAAUUUGAUAUGCUUUAUGCUAGCUAUCAAGUAGAAAUGGAUUUCUUCUUUCUAACUUAUUUUGUUGUUAUCAAAUUUCUUUAUUGA
Molecule: messenger RNA, 306 nt
Organism: Rotaria sp. Silwood2
Lineage: Eukaryota; Metazoa; Rotifera; Eurotatoria; Philodinida; Philodinidae
Source: the annotation of a GenBank genome assembly